This is a messenger RNA of Aspergillus nidulans FGSC A4, 5349 nucleotides long. RefSeq lists its product as uncharacterized. Gene Ontology annotation, biological process: carbohydrate metabolic process; regulation of DNA-templated transcription; DNA-templated transcription. Gene Ontology annotation, cellular component: nucleus. The transcript is spliced from 8 exons. The record is from RefSeq and is a predicted model, not a curated record. Bases 1 to 5349 code for a protein of 1782 amino acids. Gene Ontology annotation, molecular function: DNA binding; endochitinase activity; chitin binding. NCBI's taxonomy places the organism in Eukaryota, Fungi, Ascomycota, Eurotiomycetes, Eurotiales, Aspergillaceae.
AUGUUGUUGUUGAAACAAGGUAUUGUUGGUCUUUUGUUCUUCCCCGCGCUGAUUGCUGCAUCGGGAAGGCACGGGGUGCACCACAAACAUGCCCAGAGAAGCCACCCUCCCGCUCUCGACGAGAGAGCCAAUGUCCUCAGCGCCAAGGUCGCUGCUGUCGACAGCCAGGGAGGAGACUACACUUGCGGUCCCGACUCUCCCUGCUCUAACGGAGCCUGCUGUGGUGAAAGCGGCUGGUGUGGCUAUGGCCCUACGUACUGCGGUGAUGGCUGCCAGUCAAACUGCGAUGCAACAGCCGAGUGCGGCGAGUUCGCAGCAACUCCCAACGCUGGCUGCCCGCUCAAUGUCUGUUGCUCGCAGUACGGCUUCUGCGGCACCACGGCGGACUUCUGCGGCGACGGCUGCCAGUCAAACUGCGAUCAGCCCAAGCCCUCUCCCCAGACUACCAACCCCCAGCAGAGGGUGAUUGGAUACUGGGAGGGCUGGAGUACUCAGCGCAGCUGUGGGACAAUGUCUGCUGGCGAGAUCCCUGUCAAUCUGCUUACGCAUCUCAACAUCGCAUUCGGUUACAUUAACAGUGCUUUCCAAAUCACAAACAUGGACGGUCUGUCCGCCGAUGUGUACAAACAGGUCGGCAACCUCAAGUCACGCAAUCCAAGUCUCAAAAUCAUGAUCGCCCUAGGCGGCUGGACGUUCAGCGACCCCGGUCCGUGGCAGGCCAUAUUCCCUACACUAGCGUCCACCGCAGCGAACCGAGCCACUUUUAUUCAGAACCUGCUUGGGUUCAUGUCCGAGUACGGCUACGAUGGGGUUGACUUCGACUGGGAGUACCCUGGCGCCGAUGAUCGUGGUGGUUCGGACUCGAUGGUCGAUGGAGAGAAUUACACUCUUCUGCUCAAGGAGCUGCAGGAGGCCAUCACUGCAAGUGGACGGAACUACCUUGUCACUUUUACUGCACCAACGUCAUACUGGUAUCUUCGCCACUUCGACCUCAAAGCCAUGAUGGAGUACGUGGACUGGGUGAAUCUCAUGUCGUAUGACCUGCACGGCACUUGGGACAGCGAAAACCCCAUCGGCAAUCAAAUCCUCGCCCACACUAACCUGACGGAAAUUGACCUCGCCCUUGAUCUAUUUUGGCGCGUGGAUGUGGACCCAUCGUCCAUAGUGCUAGGCAUUGGCUUCUAUGGACGAACCUUCCAGCUAUCAUCGGGCUCCUGCUGGAAGCCGGGCUGUCCAUUUGAUGGCCCUGGAGCAGGGGGUCGGUGCACAGCGACGCCCGGUAUCCUGUCCUACAUGGAGAUUAUGGAGCUCUUGGAGAAUUCCGGCGCAACGGCACACUUGGACGAGGAGGCGGCUGUCCAGUAUCUUGUCUAUGCGGACAAUAGCUGGGUCUCCUACGAUGAUGCAACCACCUUCGCGGCAAAGAUUGACUACGCGAAGAGAAUUGGUCUCUCCGGCCUGAUGAUCUGGGCUAUCGACCUCGACGACAGCUACCUCACUGCACUACGAUCCAUUGUCGACCCAGACUCCCUCAACAACGUGGACGGUCUAUUUACUCUGGUGGACCUAGAAAAUCUUUUCCCGACGGAGUACCUGCCGCCCGACGACACCGUACUAACCUGGGGUCUGAGCACCGUCGCCGGAGAUAUGACGGAUCCCAGCGACGCAUCCUUUGGCUUUUUGCUCGUUACUGGAGACUCGUAUGCCGUGACGCAACUGCGCAAGCGAGAUGGCCUCCCAGACCCGUUUGUCUUCAUAGACUGUCCCGCAAGCGUGAACGAGAAUGACUCGAAGGACGAGAUCCACACAGCAAGGGUAAUUUGUCUCAGCGAUGAUCUGGCGGGCUGCUUCCGGGUGAUGGAGCGAGGCGUGGAGGGGACGCUCGUCGAAAUGCCUGAAGACUGCGCUCCGAAUACAUUUGCCAGGGCACUGUCGCUAGACCUGUCAAAGGACCAGUACGUACCAGAACACAUUGCCAAACGAAGUCCAACCUCUCAAGUCUUUGAGUUUUCUUUUGACUUCAACAUUGGUCUUAUGCGGCGUGACACCAACAACACCAGCGUUCGUCUAGACUACUCGAAUCUGCCGGGAUACUGGGAUUCGAUUGUCGACUCGCCUGGGAUCCAAACGGACAAUCUUGAGAAGAGAUUCUUUGGCCCUCGACACUCUCAUUGGAGGAGCCAAUACGAGAGCACGGAGUUCGCCUACUCUUCCGAGCUUGCCACGAGGAUUCACGAGGUGAUUGACGCGCCGCUGUUCUGGCAGGCGGAGGAAGACUGUCCGCACGGUACUAACCUUCGACAAGCAUCUGGGUUCCUGAAACUCACCGGCACGAUGGAUAUCACGUACGGUAUUGGAGGUAUUGGAACGGUCGAUAUAUCGUCGGCAGGCAAGGGCAACCCUGCCAUCAGCGACGAAACAGAGAUCAAAUUGACGGGCAAAACCAUUACCGCGGGGAGGAGGGCCAACACUGCCUCGUUUGACCCUUACGUCCAGCUCACGUAUCAGAUGGCCACAUUUAAUGACACAGACGACAACGACUUUGGCCAGAGUGCUGCUCCGUUCGACGGACGCCUCACCGCGCGUGUGGUCACCGACCUGGGAAACAUGGGGGAUUCCCCGGUCAUCUUCCCGAGCGACGAGUCGAACGCCGGGGACAACUUUGAUUCUCGGAGUUUGAACAAUAUCUCUAUCUCCGAUAGUGAUGUACUGUACGGCAGUCCCGGGCUCGGUGGCAAGAUUGCCCUGGGGACAUUCAUCAAGUUCGGGUUGAAAGUGAGCACCUCGUUUUGGGAUUGGAGGCCAGAACCGCUAGAUUUGUCGUUGGUGUACAACACGCAGACCCAAUUUUCAUUCUACCCCACAAGCUAUGAUGAGUCGUGCACCGAGCUUCCUAACUUUGCUGCGAUCGUCCAAUCUCCCGCGCGCGGUAGCGUCUGUUAUCUCAAUUCCGAGGAGCAACCCGACAGCAACGUAACCUUGGCAGAGGAAGCGUCGCGGAGUCAGGACCUUUCCCCUCGCCAGACAGUCAUUAUGGACAUGCCCGGCUGGGGAUACAAUGGGAACCGGCCUGUAAGCCCCAUAGAUUACUGGAAUUGGCGACCCCCGACCGAGAUCCUCCAGGGACAAAAUGCAGUCUUCCCAUGCAGGCCUGGUGCCUGCCACACGUGCGAGACCCUUUCCGACCCGUCCCAUACCCCGUGUUGUGGCUGCAUCAAUAUGGAUAUAAAAUAUGGUUUCUGGGAUAUUCCAAACUGUAUAAGUUGCGACAGGCCCGAUGGAAUCUACCCUGGGCCAAUACAACAUGUAUCGAACCGACGGCGAGAUACGAUAGAGACCAUAGGGGAGGAGCAAGAAGAGAAAAAAGAGGAAGAGGAGAAAGAGGAGAAAGAUGACCUAGAAAAGAAAGACCUGCAUGUUCUAGAACCUCGAGUCGAUGGCAAGGCGACCCGCACCUCCAAGAAGGUGAUGGCCUGCGGGGGCAGUUUUGGGCUGGGCCGCGACUGGCGGUAUCCCGCAUUUCCCAGCGUUCAUAGCUACGGCUGGGAGGGGAUCGAAAAUGGCGCGUGGGAUUCUAUCUCUCGCUACUGGGGCAAUGUAUCUGACAGCUGCUCCAGCUGGGCUGUAUCAGGCCAGACCAGGCACGACACUAGAUGGGUCUUUAACAAUGGCAACCCAGCCCAGAUAAGAGCGAAUUACCAGACCGAGCAUGUGUUUGAGGGCCAGCUCAUUGGCGACUUCUUCGACCUAUGGCUCAAUGAGGGCAAGAUCAAGAACCAGAGACCAGCCCCAGCCAGCGCGAGCUCCAAGUAUACGGUGACACGUCUUCAAUAUGAGGAACCUGGCUCACUGCUUGCCAUGGGCUUCCGAGAUCCGACAUGGGGAGGGCAGUUUCUUGAUCGUCCAGCUACCACCCCUGUCCCGCAGCCUGCCGGUGCCGCUCGGGUGAACAGGGUCACAUUUCCCCCCUCCACGGCCAUAUUCCGGACCCCACUGGGAUCUGAUCACAUAUCCUUGCCUUGUUCCACCAACCAAUGGCAAAAUUGCCGCAUCCGUUUCAUUUCCGUGUCUUGGGCAUGCGACGCUUGGAAUUGCAGUGAAGAGAUGCGAUUGGGGCCGGGCACCAGAUCUUGGUUUCAGCCCAGCAUAAAUAAUUUCAAGCCAUGGACCCCCCUUCCCGCGAAACCGUGUCCACCACACAGAACACUCAAUGCGUGCUCCCCACAAACUUCAUAUCCUCCUAACCCUGAGCCCUGUCAUGUUCUACUUCCAGGCACUUUGCCGCCUCCCAAACAUCACCUUCCGGCGCGACCACCGGCCGAAGUCUGCGUGCAUGUCAGUGCCAACACCCAGCUGGAGUCAGAGACAUUCGGGCGUAGUACCGCGUCUCGACAGAGUUCUGUACCCCAUGUUCCUGCUCCGGAUCUGAUCCGCCCCUGCUAUCCUCAGGACGAGACUAGAACCCCUACCAAGCCGCCUGGAUUCCAGGAAGAUGACGCAGCGCGUAAUGUCCCGUCCCCGAGUACAUCUAGCUCGACCGAUAGUCUAGAGGACUUCUUCAGGAUGCCAGACUCGCCCCAAGACAACAUCCCCAUUGAUCCGGUAAUUCUUGCCAAUCUCGGGCCAUGGGAGAGUGACGACCUCCAGCUACAUGCCCCCCCAGCAGACGGCAUAACAAAUCCGGAGACAACCUGCCUGUAUCCUGAACCUCCGGCCAUUCUCGGCAGUCCAACUAGCCGUUUUGAAGUGCCUGGCGAAAGGGAUGGUAGUGAUAAUGGCGGUAUUCAGGGAAGUCGUUAUGGCUGCCAACAAAUGAACCCUCCCUCGCCCGGCACCGGACCAGACCAAUCUUCUCCUGAUAGCCAUGGGAAGCACCAUAUUAAGCGAAAAACACGAAAAUCAGACGGCGGAAUUCGCAAGUCGCCUCGAGUUCGCUCCACGUCAGCACCCAGGGAAGAUUCCUUUGCUGCCCUUCGGUCUCAGUUCACGUCUCUACCACUAAAUGACCGUUUGCAAUUUCUAUCCUGGCUAUUUGAAGGUGCACUAUCUCACUGCAUGUCUGACACCUCACAAACAGCAUGUGAAGAAUUGAAGGCACGGGAAAGCCGUCGCUCAAGGCCCCGGCCUGAGAUCGACCAAAGUCGGAGUGUUCGCAAGAGUGUCCGAAAGAGCUCGAGAAAGGGUAUGUCAUGGUCGGCGGAAGAGGUGGACCUCCUAGUGAGGCUGAGGAAGGACGAAGGUCGAUCAUGGUCAGACGUGACGAGGGUAUUCUCGAAGCAGUACCCAGGGAGAAGUCAGGGCGCGAUACAGGUUUACUGGUGUUCGACUCUCAGCAAGAAAGCGAGUUGA